UUCAGCACUAAAACCAGGGUGAGAAGCAGUGUGUGUGUGUGUGUGUGUGUGUGUGUGUGUGGUGUGUAAAAUGUGUUUUUCAAAGUACCGAGAGGUCAAUGACACUGAUUAACUCCUCUGAGAAGAAGAGAAAAGGUUCUCGGACCUCUUCUUGUUUCUUCCUUAGAAUAAUUUGGAUGGGAUUUGUGAUAAAGAAAAGCCUAAGGGAAAAAGGAUAUUCAUUCUGUGUGGUGGAAAAUUUUUGAAAAAAAAAAUUGCUUUCUUCAAACAAGGGUGUCAUUCUGAUAUUUAUGAGGACUGUUGUUCUCACUAUGAAGGCAUCUGUUAUUGAAAUGUUCCUUGUUUUGCUGGUGACUGGAGUACAUCCAAACAAAGAAACAGCAAAGAAGAUUAAAAGGCCCAAGUUCACUGUGCCUCAGAUCAACUGCGAUGUCAAAGCUGGAAAGAUCAUCAAUCCUGAGUUUAUUGUAAAAUGUCCAGCAGGAUGCCAAGACCCCAAAUACCAUGUUUAUGGCACUGACGUGUACGCAUCCUACUCCAGCGUGUGCGGUGCUGCCGUACACAGUGGUGUGCUUGAUAAUUCAGGAGGGAAAAUACUUGUUCGGAAGGUUGCUGGACAAUCUGGCUAUAAAGGGAGUUAUUCCAACGGUGUCCAGUCAUUAUCCCUACCACGAUGGAGAGAAUCCUUUAUCGUCUUAGAAAGUAAACCCAAAAAGGGUGUAACCUACCCAUCAGCUCUUACAUAUUCAUCAUCCAAAAGUCCAGCUGCCCAAGCAGGUGAGACCACAAAAGUCUAUCAGAGGCCACCUAUUCCAGGGACAACUGCACAGCCGGUCACUCUGAUGCAGCUUCUGGCUGUCACUGUAGCUGAGGCCUCCCACACCACCUUGCCAAGGCCAUCCCCUUCUGCAGCUUCUAACACCAGCAGCCCCAGACCACAGCCUGUGGGCCACAGGAGCCAGGAGAUGGAUCUCUGGUCCACUACCACCUAUACAAGCAGCCAAAACAGGCCCGGAGCCAAUCCAGGAGACAUGGACUUACUGAAACCUGGAUCGGUCUUUUUAGAUGAAGGAUUUGUUCCAAAAGAAGAAUUGAGCACACAGUCUUUGGAGCCAGUAUCCCUGGGAGAUCCAAACUGCAAAGUUGACCUGUCGUUUUUAAUUGAUGGGAGUGCCAGCAUUGGCAAACGGCGAUUCCGAAUCCAGAAGCAGCUCCUGGCUGAUGUUGCCCAAGCUCUUGACAUUGGCCCUGCCGGUCCACUGAUGGGUGUUGUCCAGUACGGAGACAACCCUGCUACCCACUUUAACCUCAAGACACACAUGAAUUCUCAAGACCUGAAGACAGCCAUAGAGAAAAUUCCCCAGAGAGGAGGGCUUUCUAAUGUAGGCCGGGCCAUCUCCUUUGUGACCAAGAACUUCUUUUCCAAAGCCAAUGGAAACAGAAGCGGCGCUCCCAACGUGGUGGUGGUGAUGGUGGAUGGCUGGCCCACGGACAAAGUGGAGGAGGCUUCGAGACUUGCGAGAGAGUCAGGAAUCAACAUUUUCUUCAUCACCAUUGAAGGUGCUGCUGAAAAUGAGAAGCAGUAUGUGGUGGAGCCCAACUUUGCAAACAAGGCCGUGUGCAGAACCAACGGCUUCUACUCACUGCACGUGCAGAGCUGGUUUGGCCUCCACAAGACCCUGCAGACCCUGGUGAAACGGGUCUGUGACACCGACCGCCUGGCCUGCAGCAAGACCUGCUUGAACUCGGCUGACAUUGGCUUCGUCAUCGACGGCUCCAGCAGCGUGGGGACAGGCAACUUCCGCACCGUUCUCCAGUUUGUGACCAACAUCAGCAAAGAGUUUGAGAUUUCUGAUACGGACACGCGCAUCGGGGCUGUGCAGUACACCUAUGAGCAGCGGCUGGAGUUUGGGUUUGACAAGUAUAGCAGCAAGCCCGACAUCCUCAACGCCAUCAAGAGGGUGGGCUACUGGAGUGGUGGCACCAGCACGGGGGCUGCCAUCAACUUCGCCCUGGAGCAGCUCUUCAUGAAGUCCAAGCCCAACAAGAGAAAGUUAAUGAUCCUCAUCACCGAUGGGAGGUCCUAUGACGACGUGCGGAUCCCAGCCAUGGCUGCCCAUCUGAAGGGAGUGAUCACCUAUGCAAUCGGCGUUGCUUGGGCCGCACAGGAGGAGCUAGAAGUCAUUGCCACUCACCCCGCCAGGGACCACUCCUUCUUUGUGGAUGAGUUUGACAACCUCUACCAAUAUGUUCCCAGGGUCAUCCAGAACAUUUGUACAGAGUUCAAUUCACAGCCUCGGAACUGAAUUCAGAGCAGGCAGAGCGCCAACGAGUGCUGCUUUACUGACUGACUCUUUGGGCAACACCAGCGCUUGAGGGGGCACACACAGGGCAUCCAGGCGUGGGAAGGGCUUGGGGAAACAGAUCCCCUGUUGUUAUUCUUUGCCAUCAGGCUUUUUCAUACUCCAAAACUUGGAGUGACAAAGAAGAUCACAAAUUUAUAGAAUGAGCCGAAAUGCUACAUCAUGUUGAGGGCACUGGGGAUUUUACGUUUUGACAAUUGUUUUCUAAAUAAAUGUUCAGAAUGCAGUGCAGCCCUUAUGACAGGCUCACAUAGAGCUUUUGUGAGAAUUUUAAGUUUUUGUUUCUCAUUAGAAUUCUGUAACUCUCAGGAGGUUUCAUUUUUGUCAUGAUGAUGUAGAAAUUACUUAAUUAAAUGUUUAAAAGGAUGACA
Molecule: messenger RNA, 2734 nt
Organism: Callithrix jacchus (white-tufted-ear marmoset)
Lineage: Eukaryota; Metazoa; Chordata; Mammalia; Primates; Cebidae
Gene: VIT
Product: vitrin
Biological process (GO): extracellular matrix organization; positive regulation of cell-substrate adhesion
Cellular component (GO): interstitial matrix
Source: RefSeq, a predicted model, not a curated record